This is a messenger RNA of Lachnellula hyalina, 219 nucleotides long. RefSeq lists its product as uncharacterized. Lineage: Eukaryota; Fungi; Ascomycota; Leotiomycetes; Helotiales; Lachnaceae. The record is from RefSeq and is a predicted model, not a curated record. Bases 1 to 219 code for a protein of 72 amino acids. The transcript is spliced from 2 exons.
AUGGCGGAACGCUAUACUAGCGCCAUUUUAUGCGCUGCACAUAAUGCUAUACCCCAAAUCCGGCUAGAGAGGCCUCUAAGCAAGCGUUUUCCAGCCAAUCAAAUAAGCGCUAUACUAGCGCCUACAAUAUAUACUUCCAGGCCAUUAAAACAGCGAAAAAGGAUCACUAGAACCAGUUCUUGGAGAAAGAGGAUUCUAAAUCAAUUUUCAAAGCCCUAG